Moesziomyces aphidis is the source of this 552-nucleotide messenger RNA. The record is from the annotation of a GenBank genome assembly. Lineage: Eukaryota; Fungi; Basidiomycota; Ustilaginomycetes; Ustilaginales; Ustilaginaceae.
AUGCACAGCCCUUCCUCCCUCCACAAAUCCGCUUCCCACGGCUCCAUCACCGCGGAAGAGCGUGCGGAACGGUCUAACAAAAGUCGGAAAGUGCCUUCGCCUUGCUCCACCUUCAGCUCCGUAUCGAAAAGCUUCUUCUCGCGCAUCUUGCCAAAGGAAGCUCCAUCGACGCUCCGACUCAACUCGACAUCGUCUGCCUCUCCGCCAGCCUCUCGACCAGGCCUGCCAGCCAAAGGACAAGGCUUGAACCAGCCCAAGGCCAUCUUCUGGGGGUGGGCUGCCCUCGUUGUCGUGGCCGGAUUCGGUUACUUCACGGUCAAGUCGAACAACACGGCCAAGAAGCGCGACUUUAUGAUCAAGCAGGGCCAAGAGCUUCAGCAGAGAAGAGGAGCCGAACAGGGUGACGACGCUGCCGCCUCGUCCAUGCCAGUCCUCAUGUCGUCAAGCAACCAGGAAAAGUACGCACAGUCUCCGCUGCAGAGCCUCACUGCUGCUUUCAAUCGCCAGACAACGCAGCGUUCGCGCAACACCGACUCUUCAAGCCAAGAAUGA